Messenger RNA from Drosophila willistoni, 1560 nucleotides. Its product is annotated as dynein regulatory complex subunit 2. Lineage: Eukaryota; Metazoa; Arthropoda; Insecta; Diptera; Drosophilidae. The coding region runs from base 1 to 1560 and encodes 519 amino acids. The transcript is spliced from 4 exons. Gene Ontology annotation, cellular component: axonemal dynein complex; axoneme. Gene Ontology annotation, biological process: cilium-dependent cell motility; regulation of cilium movement; axonemal dynein complex assembly. The record is from RefSeq and is a predicted model, not a curated record.
AUGGGUAAAAAAGGUAAAGGUAAAGGCAAUAAAUUGGCCAAAAUGUCCGAGGAGGAGCGGGCACGUUACCUUCAAAUGCGAGCCGACAUGGAGGAGGAGACGAGACGUAGGAAAAUGCAAUUAAUAUCAAUGUAUAUGAAGAACAAACUAAAACGAGAAGAUGCCUUUGGCCGCCUUAAUAUGGCCAAAAUCAAUCAGGAAUGGCGUAGCAUAUUGCGCCAGGUGAAAAUUCAAGAUCUGCGACGUGAAAUCGUAGAUGUAGAGUCAUUUUUCAAGGAGGCCCUCAAACGUAAGGACUCCAUUAUACAAAGACUUAUGGGUCACAUAGAAUCCACUGAGGAUAUGUAUGCCAAUUUGCAGCAAUCGCAUAUGGAGAAUGUUAAUCAGAUAUUGGAUACCCACAAACAGCGCAUAGAAUUCUUUAGACAAAUCUAUGAGGAUGAUAAACAGGCUGUACUCAGUGAAUGGACAGCAGAUUCAGCCAAUUUUCGUGAGUUGCAUGCCCAAAAGCAACAUCAAUUGGAAUGUGUUUUCUAUCAGCUGGAAGAGCAUACAGAUCGCGAUGUCAAAGAUAAUCAUGAACGUUUUCUGGAUCGUUGUGAGGAUCUAAAAAGUGGGAUGCAAUUGCAGUUGGAACAAAUUACCAGCCGUGGCGAGGCAAAAUUGGAAAAACUUUGGCAGGAAUAUCAAACAGUUCUUGCCGGCUAUUGCAAGCACAUUGAAGGCUUCUAUUCCGAAUAUGUGGAUCUCAAGCAACGUGAUGAAGAAUCAGCAGUUCAGAUCAGACAGCAGAGCUAUGAUAUUGAGCACUUGAUAAAUCAAUUGGCUAAUUUGCGCCUGGUAUCGGAAGAUUUCUACCAGAAGCAACAAUCUCAAGUGGAGCAGAGGCAACUUAUCAAGCAGCAAUUGACGGAAAGGCUUAGGGAAUUGCGAUCUUGUGUGGACAUGGAAUCGGGUAAUGAUCAUCAGAAAUUCAAAAUGAUGUCAGUGGAAAGUUAUGAUGCCAUUGAAAAGUUAAAGGAACAUGUCGCCAAGGGUGAAAUAUUGAUGCAAUUAUCACAGGUUUGCAAUAAAAUGGAAACCCAGAGAGAAAAAAUGUUUCUUCUGCCCGAAUUGUCGCGGGAGAUAAUCGAAAUACGAGAGAUGGAACCGGACAAGGAUUUGCUGAAAGAUGAAAUUUCCAUAGUACCACAAAUGGAAACCUUUUGGCGUCGUGUCAAUCAUGUGGCCGUCGAUGUGGCCUGCCUCAAGCAGCAAAAGAAGCGUUUAGAGGUGGCCAAUAGUCAAUUAAAAGCUGAACUUCAAGAAUAUUUAGUUAAUCUGAAUAUAAGCAAUGGUUCCAACAGUCAUAUACACGAUUAUCUAUCCAGGCGACCCAAAAGCAUGUCUGUGGAUCGUGUCUCUCGUCUUCAGUUGCAGCCGAAAAUGGUCAAAAGUGCCUUGCCCAUGGGACGACGUGCUCCCUCAGUGCUGCCACCUAAAACCAAGCCAGCUUUUGAGUUAACAAGAUCUCGCAAUCUACUUCGAAGUCGUCCCCAGUUGGCCAGAAUUGAAAUGUAA